AUGAAUCCUAUCCGGGCGAAAUAUUUUAAGUGUCACAUACUUGAUGACAAGGAACGANNNNACGACUUCAGUCAACUGGUCGGGGAAGAGUUUGCCAGUCUGUUUGACUUUACCAACCAACGUGUGGACACCGCGUUGCGUACAUUCUUGAACACGUUCUCGCUGACCGGUGAAUCUCAGGAACGAGAACGAAUACUGCUACAUUUUUCGCGUCGUUACUACGCGUGCAAUCCGGACACCUAUUCGACCGAAGGCACCUGGGAAUUCACUGAACCCUAUCUCUGA
Messenger RNA from Echinostoma caproni, 285 nucleotides. The record is from the annotation of a GenBank genome assembly. Lineage: Eukaryota; Metazoa; Platyhelminthes; Trematoda; Plagiorchiida; Echinostomatidae.